GCCAGCCAGCUUCUUCACCGACAGCGUCGAUUUCCUUGUUCUGCUCAACAAUCACCAUGUCCGAAUUCACCAUCCCCAAAGGUUCCACCGUCCUCAUCACUGGUGUGAAUGGCUACGUCGGUUCGUACACUGCAGAUCAGCUCCUGCUCUCGGGCUAUAAAGUUCGUGGCACCGUCCGCGAUGCCUCCAGGACGCAGUGGGUUCCCGAGCAAUUCAACAAGAAAUAUGGGCCAGGGAAAUUUGAGCUUGUCGUCGUCCCUCGCAUGGACGUUGAAGGGGCCUGGGAGGAGGCAAUCAAGGGCGUCAGUGGUGUAGCCCACAUCGCCUCCAUCGUUUCUCUUUCGCCAGACCCCAAUGCCGUGAUACCAGAAACUGUCGCCGGGGCCGUAGGCAUUCUCAAAGCAGCCUCCCGCGAACCCUCCGUGAAGAGCAUUGUCUUCACCUCAUCCGCGAUCGCCACAGGCGCCCUCCCGCAGCCAAACGUCGAGCGCACACUCACCGCCGACAGCUGGAACGACGAGGCCAGCAUCCUAGCCUGGGCUCCGCCGCCUUAUGAAGACCAGAGACGAUUGGCCGUUUAUGCUGCGAGCAAAACGGAGGCGGAGAAGACAUGUUGGAAGUUUGUUGAAGAGAUGAAGCCGAGUUUCAAGUUCAAUACAGUCCUGCCUUGCGCGGUUAUAGGUCCCCAGCUUCAUGCGAGUCAUGUUACGCCCGGUAGUCCUCUGACCUGGUUUAAGGUUCUCUUGGGUGGAGAUCUCGAAUGGGUCAAGUCGAACGCCGUCUCACCUUUCUGGUCCGUCGACGUUCGCGAUGUGGCUCGCCUACAUGUAGCGGCACUGAUCAACCCCACCGUCAAAUCGGAGCGCCUCUUUGCCUAUGGUAGUCCGUUCAACUGGAGCACCGUCCUCGAUAUCUUUAGGAGAACCUAUCCAGACAAGGUGUUCCCGGAGGACAUCGCUAAUGAGGCGAAGGAUUUGAGCGUUAUCUCGAGCAGAGAGCGCAGCGUAGAGUUGUUGAAAACCUUGGGGAGUAACGAGUUUAUCUCGUUGGAGGAAUCGCUGAAGGCUACUGUUCGAGACUUCGUCGUGUAGACACGAGUCC
Molecule: messenger RNA, 1101 nt
Organism: Stereum hirsutum FP-91666 SS1
Lineage: Eukaryota; Fungi; Basidiomycota; Agaricomycetes; Russulales; Stereaceae
Product: aldehyde reductase
Exons: 3
Coding region: 57-1091 (344 amino acids)
Molecular function (GO): oxidoreductase activity, acting on the CH-OH group of donors, NAD or NADP as acceptor
Source: RefSeq, a predicted model, not a curated record